UGGGAUAAGCAAAGGGAUUGCCUCCAUUUUGGAAGCGCUGAAUCUAGUUGGAAACUUCCUUCUCUUAGGCUGUCCCAAAUUCCAACCCCUUUCACAAAGGCGUUUCUCCCCUUAGUCUGUUCCCUCCUGCUCAGUGUGCUGAGCUCAGCUUGUUCAGCUACAGAGAGAUGGCUUAUACGCCUGGGUUGAAAAGCUUUGAAGAAAUAUGUUAGAUAAAAAAAUUAACAAUAUUAUGCUUUUUGAUAAACAUCAGUUCUGCUUUUAUUUGUUUUUGAUUUUUUUUUUUUUGAGACAGGGUUUCUCUUUGUAACCCUGCCUAUCCUGGAACUCCCUCUAUAGACCAGGCUGGCCUUGAACUCAGAGAUCUGCCUGCCUUUGCUUCCUGAGUGCUGGAACUAAAGGCAUGAACCACUACUGCCGGAUAGUUCUGCUGUAUUUUAUUUCAGACAAGGUCUCAUGCAGCCCAGGCUGGCCUCAAAUUUAGUAUGUAGUAGAAGUUAGCUUUGAACUUCUGGUCUUCCUGUUUCCACUUUGCAAGUUCUAGGAUUUCAGCACACACAGCUACACCUACCUGGUUUGUGUGAUGCUGGGAUUAAACCCAGGGCUUUGAGCAUGCUAAGCAAGCUCUCUACCACCUGAGCUACCUCCUCAGCCCAUCAAGUCCUUUAGUAUUUUAUAAUUUAUUUGGUUUUCCAAGAUAGGAUUUCUCUGUGCAGCCUUGCCUGUCAUGGAACUUGCUCUGUAGACCAGGCUGGCCUCGAACUCAGAAAUAGAUGCCUGCCUCUGCCUCCCAAGCACUGGGACUAAAGGUGUGUUGGCACACUGCCUGACUUCUUUUUUAUCUUUAUUUUUAAAGAUUUAUUUAUUUAUUAUAUGUAAGUACACUGUAGCUGUCUUCAGACACACCAGAAGAGGGCGCCAGAUCUCAUUACAGAUGGUUGUGAGCCACCAUGUGUUUGCUGGGAUUUGAACUCAGGACCUUUGGAAGAGCAGUCGGUGCUCUUAUUCACUGAGCCAUCUCACCAGCCCCAAUUUUUUAUUUUUAAGUAUGUGCAUGUGUGUAUGUGUGUGUGUGUGUGUCUGUGUGUGUAUACAGUGCCUGUAGAAGCCAGAAAAGACACAAGAGCUUGAGACAACAUGCUAGGAACAAGAAUAGAAUAAAAAGAGGGAAAUGGCAAAAAGCAGGAUGAAAGUGAAACAAAUCAGCAGGAUGUUAGGUUCUCUGCUCAGAAGGACUGACAAAGGAGCAGAAGUUUGAGAUAAUGAUCUGCUGACAAAACAGGUCAGGAUCAGGAAGGGAGAGAUACUAACACCAACUCUACUGAUCCUAAACUUUCUGCAAUAAAUUAUGCUGGAGUUUAAACAUUUCCCUAAAUGCUCUCCAAACUUUUUUUUUCUAGUUUAAAAUGCAGCAUUCUAUGUGCAAAUAACUUCUCUAGUACUUAAUUACAUUUAUCAUUCACAUCAGACUCGCGUAAUGUAGAAACUGGGCCUAAGGAAGUAGUGUAGAAGGAGCAUUUAGAAUAAAUGAAAGAUCUCAGUCAUUUUUCUGCUAACAAUGCACAUGGCACUAAAGACGUUGGGCUGAACUACACGGCCUUCAAGUUUCUUGGCAGCUGAAGUUCGGUGUGUAUUAUUGAAGUCCAGUGUAAGCUACUGGGAAAUGGAUCAGUUUAAAUCCAAUAGAUCCUACUAUGGAAUUGCAGCAAAGUUUAUUGUGAGGCUUUUGGGUCUCAAAAAUUGAAGUUUAGGUCCCUUCCCAGGGUUAAGGGAAUGUACACACCAGUGCUCCUAGGAUGGGUGACGGCGUCAGCCCCUGAACAUCAAACGUUGCUUUGUAUUUUGAGACAGAAUAUUUGUGUUUAUCAGGGUGGGUCUCCAACUGAGGGCUCUGCUCAAGUCGUGAGAUUACAGGCUACCACACAGCAAAUGGUCAGAGCAAACCAAACGUCCUGACUCUAAAUGUGCCUUGCUGUCACAAUGUACACAUUCCAGCUCUGCCGACCCAUAUCCCUCUGCAUCCUAAAGCUCCAAGCUUUUUCCUUUCCAGAGCUGGGAAUACAACCCAGCCUCUCCCAGGGAGCCACACCACAGCUUCUCUUCUCCUUUAGCAAAAAGUCACUUUAAACUAUUUGUAUGUAAUUAAGUUGUGCCUGCGUGUGAGUGCGGUGCCCUCGGAAGCCAGAAGAGGGUAUCAGAUUGGAGCUCCUGGCGCUUGAGAGACGCCGAGCACGGGUGCUGAGCCUCGAACUCGGAUCCUCUGGGAAGCAGUGCCUGCGCACGGCAGUCUCCUGUCCCCGAGCCCUCUCGUUUCCGUGUUCUGCUCUACUUCGUCCUCAUUCUCUCAGAGGCAGCGGGGACACAGAUACUCCAGACUCAAGUAGGACUACCGACAACUGCAAUACCCAACAUAGUGGGAGACCGAGGGUCCUACUGGACCCCUGACCCGGAAGGACCCUAAGGGCCGGAAGUGAUGGCAACCCCGCAAUCCCCGCUUCCCUAGCAACCCGAUCGGCUUCCUAGCGACGUAAAGUGGCUGUGCAGUCCCUGGUCCCGCCAUGCCAGUGCGAGUGAGCGAGUUCAGCUGGCAGCAGACGCCGGCCACGAUCUUCCUGUCGCUGCCUUUGCGGGGCGUCUGCGUGCGCGAUGCUGACGUAUUCUGUGGGGAAAGUUACCUGAAGGUUAACUUUCCUCCAUUUUUAUUUGAGCUGUUUCUCUAUGCUCCUAUAGAUGAUGGGAAGAGCAAAGCCAAGAUUGGAAAUGACACGAUUCUUUUCACAUUGUAUAAAAAGGAGCCAGUUCUGUGGGAUAGCCUUUCUGUGCCGGGUGUUGAUAAAGAGAUGAUGCAGAGAAUAAGAGAAAAAUCUAUCUUGCAAGCACAGGAGAAAGCAAAAGAGGCCACAGAAGCAAAAGCUGUUGCCAAGCGAGAAGACCAGAGAUACGCACUAGGCGAGAUGAUGAAGUGGCUGCAUAAACAAGCAGAAGCACGGAGAGCCAUGAGCACUGACCUUCCUGAGUUCUUUGACUUAAAAGAAGAAGAGAGGAAUCCAGACUGGUUGAAAGACAAGGGAAACAAAUUGUUUGCAACAGAAAACUAUUUGGCAGCGGUUGAUGCAUAUAAUUUAGCCAUACGACUGAACUGUAAGAUCCCAUUAUUGUAUUUGAAUCGGGCUGCUUGCCACCUCAAAUUAAAAAACCUACACAAGGCCAUCGAGGACUCUUCUAAGGCACUAGAGUUAUUGACACCACCUGUUGCUGACAAUGCCAAUGCAAGAAUGAAGGCACACGUCCGACGAGGGACAGCGUUCUGUCAACUAGAAUUGUAUGUUGAAGGCUUGCAAGAUUAUGAAGCUGCACUUAAGAUUGACCCAGCCAACACAGUUGUACAGAACGAUGCAGAGAAGAUUCGGAAUAUAAUUCAAGGGACGGCACUGAAGUCUCGUGACUAGAGGCAGCUAGGCACAGGAGUCUCUGCAAGUACUGUAGCUCUGUACAGUACCGCGCUAGUGAGCCUUUGGAAUGGCAGUGCCUGACGAAUCAUCUCCAAGGGGAAAAUGGCCUAGCUCUCACUGCCUUUGAUCCCAGUACCGGGAAGGCAGAGGUAGGCAAGUCUCUAUGAGCUUGAGGCCAGCCAGAGCUCGACAGCAUGCAAAACACAAAAGAAAGCCAGAGAACAGGCUGUUUGAGUCCUCAAUCUUGGCACAGGGAUUGGCUGGGCUCUGAUGUUGCUGUUGAAAUUGCCAGGAUACUACUGAGGAAUCUACAGAAUAGAAUUUCCACAUAAAAGAUUGUGCAUAUAAAAUAUUCUUAUUAUAUUAAAUAUAGUAUUUCAUUCUAAAUGAUUGGCUUUGGUAUAAUAUGUAAACAAAUUUUAGUCACUUAUAGAUACACAUAACCACAUAGUUUUCUUUGUAUCAUUUGUCGUUUGAGGCUAGACCAGUUAGAGUAUAAUAUACAUUGCAUACCAACCCUGGGUCUGCUGGGUAAAAGGAUAUAGAAUUCCAGGCUAGCCUGGGCUACAUAGUGAAACUGUUUCAAGAAAAAGUGAAGAAAUAAACAACAGAAAAACCAGUUACUCUGAAAACCUUAUUUUUUUAAGAGAUUUAUUUAUUUAUACUUAAUUUUCUGGGUAUGGGUGUUUUGCCUGUAGGAAUGUGUACCACUGUUGUAUGCAGUGCCUGCAGUGGCCAGCAGAGAGCAUCAGGUCUUUUGGAACUGGAGUUACAGACUAUUGUGACCACCAUGUGGGUGCUGGGAAUUGAACCCAAGCCCUCUGGAAAAGCAGCCAGGGCUCUUAAGCACUGAGCAACCUCUCCAGUCCCUAAGCCAUAUUUUGAACUUAGGUAUAGGCUGUUGUUGAAAACAAAACUGAGCAGGGUCUUGUGUGUGCCCUUAAUCCCAGCACUCCUGAGUAGGAAAUACAAUGAAGAGGCCUUCUUCCAGGCCAGCCUGGGCCACAUAGUAAGACUGAGUCUCAAAAAAAUCAAGGGCCAGUGUGACAGCUUAAUGGUUAAAAACACUUGUGGCUUUUCCAGAAGACUCAAGUUCAGUGCCAGCCCUACAUUGGAUGUCUCACAACCACUUGAAGCUCCAGCUUCAAGGAUCUGAUGCCUUCUUUGAUCACUCUGAGCACUAUUGUAGUUGCUUUUGGGUGUCAUGUUUGGGGCUUAGUAAUAAAGACAUGGAGACAUCUUUA
Mus musculus (house mouse) is the source of this 4696-nucleotide messenger RNA. It is a transcript of the gene Dnaaf4, whose product is annotated as dynein axonemal assembly factor 4. The coding region runs from base 2559 to 3449 and encodes 296 amino acids. Gene Ontology annotation, molecular function: nuclear estrogen receptor binding. Lineage: Eukaryota; Metazoa; Chordata; Mammalia; Rodentia; Muridae. Gene Ontology annotation, cellular component: neuron projection; dynein axonemal particle; extracellular region. Gene Ontology annotation, biological process: outer dynein arm assembly; regulation of proteasomal protein catabolic process; determination of left/right symmetry. The record is from RefSeq and is a predicted model, not a curated record. The transcript is spliced from 7 exons.